Molecule: messenger RNA, 525 nt
Organism: Puccinia triticina
Lineage: Eukaryota; Fungi; Basidiomycota; Pucciniomycetes; Pucciniales; Pucciniaceae
Exons: 1
Coding region: 1-525 (174 amino acids)
Source: RefSeq, a predicted model, not a curated record
AUGACGACUGGCACUACUUCUAGCCCAUCCUAUGUCGGCGGCUCAGCUGCUACCUCGGCAAAGCCCUCCGCCUCUUCUCAAGCUACUGCGAACCAGUCAUCAUCGAAAUCCCUGCCGUCAAGAGAGUUGAAGAAAGUGAGCCCGCGGCCGGCCAAGAAUGUGACGAAUACGACCGGCGCAGGACUGGACGAUUUCGGGCGGGCAUACGUUAGUCUGAUCGGCUACUUGAAGGCCGUCUUUCCGUCUCGCGAGCGCAAGAAGGCCGGUCGGGAGAGUAGCAGCAGCAAGAAGAAGAAACAAUCCGGGGCCCGCUCCACUCGGGCUCUCGAGCUCCAACUUCAGCUCCAACAAGAACUGCUUCGCUGCGAAUGGCUCAGGGAUGGCCAGGUCGGCUGGCGUCUGGGGCCCCUCGACCUGCCUCUCCCCGAUGGCGACAGUCAACCUGAUCUCAAGAAGAAUCUCUUGCCAGGUUCUCCACUCGGCCCCAUCCAUCCACCACGCUCUCGGCUACAAACUGCCAAAUAA